Molecule: messenger RNA, 2080 nt
Organism: Xenia sp. Carnegie-2017
Lineage: Eukaryota; Metazoa; Cnidaria; Anthozoa; Malacalcyonacea; Xeniidae
Product: B-cell lymphoma 3 protein-like
Exons: 7
Coding region: 223-1617 (464 amino acids)
Molecular function (GO): protein binding
Source: RefSeq, a predicted model, not a curated record
CUCUACAUCUCUAUUGGGCCGAGUAGUCUAUGACGGGAAAUCCCCCCGUAAUUCUAAAGGAUAUAAAGCCGUCUUCUGAUUUGUCAAUAGACGAUCAGCAGUUAUGUGUGACGUAAUAUUGUAAGUCUGGGGAAGCAGAAUCGGCCAUAAGAUGCGUCAGUUUCUUCAGAAUUACUAUGGACUUAAACCAAGGGUAUUUUUACAAUUCGAUUUCUACACGUGAUGCCAAAACCAACGGAAGACAAUACCCCAAUACGAGGAACGAAAAACCCAUCGCGAUUUGAUAUCCAAAGCCUAUUAAUUCAAUCGAAUCCGUCGCUAACUACAACAAGUAAACACAACUCGGAAUCUACCCCCAAAUCAUCACCCUUCGAACUGAGGGAGAAUGAUCCUAUGGAAUCUAGUCCUUCACGUUCUGACAAGACAACUACAAAAGCCCCGCAAAACCAAGUACCGAUGUAUCCUUCUCAUAGGCUAACGUACCCAUCAAUUCCCCAUGGUUAUGGACAACAUAUUGCUUUGACAAACCUUCACUUGUAUUCAUUAUGGUCGGCACAAGCACAACAAGCACAAGCUGGCUUGCUCAACUGGCCUGUACUUCACCAUUCAAAUCCUGUCGUUUCUCAAACUCCAUCAAGAUUACCUCCACCCCAACCAUCACAAAAUAAACCAGCUGAUGAAACUAGAAAUCAUUCUAGCGAGAUACAAUCAAAUGAAGACAUUAAUAGUUCAAACAGUGCAACAGAAAGUCUUCUUGCUGCAAGUGAAUGUCAUAUGGCAAUAUGUAAAGAUGAGGAUGGGGAUACACCACUUCACAUAGCAGUUGUUCAUGAGAAUAAAAAAAUAAUACAAAAACUGAUUGGGUUGAUAUCGUUUUCAAAACUUACUGUAAACACACCAAACAAUUUAUCUCAAACUGCCUUACAUCUUGCAGUUAUAACUCAACAACCUCAAGUUGUCUGUCAGCUCAUGAAGGUAGGCGCUGAUGCUCUCAUGCAAGAUCGAAAUGGUCAAACGUCAUUACAUUUGUGUUCAGAAAAGGGAGAUGUGGCAUGUUUGACAGAAAUAGUGAAUUUAAUGCAGGGAAAAUUAAACUUGGAGAUAAAAAAUUUUGAAGGAAUGACACCACUACACUUAGCUGUUCAAAAGAAGAGAAUGGAAGUCAUCCAGGUCCUUGUACAAUAUGGUGCAAACAUUGAUGCAAAGGAUGGCAAAAGUGGUCAUACCCCACUACAUCAUGGCAUAGAUCAAGAGUACAUCGAAAUUUUACAGUUUUUGGUGUCGAAGGGAGCCAACAUUAACGAGCCCAAUUUUUCUGGAAUAACGCCUUUACAGAGCGCAAAUAGCUGUCGUAAUGACACCAUAUCAAAAAUAAUUCUUUCGCAAGAAACGCCAAAUAGUUCCAGCGCUACAUUGACAAGGCCAAAUGUAAUUCAACAAAACUUAGCGAGCACUGCUGGCCACAAAGCCACAAAUUCGUCAUCGCUUCAUUUACCUGCAUUGAAUUCUAAGAAACGACAGGAAAACGAAAAAAAGAGAACAUCUUCACAUAAACGAAAAACUGAAUCACCACCAAAUUCUUCAAAACGAAGUAGAACGGAAACCCAAAAAUCUUAGCUCGGUUUUCGAACAUGCCUCAUUGAGGAACCUGGCUCAGAUGGUUUGAAAGGAGCAAGUGCGCCAUACGGUCGAGGUAUUGGUAGCUCAGCUUUAUCGUCAGGUAUGUAUGCAUUAGGACGAGGCUCAGCUGUCGUAUAUACAUCGCCUGCAAUUUUGUACUGCUCCUGGAGAGCCUCAACCUGAAAAUAUUAAACAAUCAGAUCUGAGGUAUGACUGGCAGUGUAUCAAUUUACCACGUUGUACUAUACACCAAGUAACUAAUAAAUGUGUCAAAUGAUUCUUGACGCAUUGAAAACUUAUUAAUGAUAUAAUCAAGGUCUCAAAACGUCUGUUUUUCAUAUACCAAACCCAAUGUAACUUGUUAAUAUACGUCAUGCCUUUAUUUGAACUCUUGUUUAAUGUAAUAUACAUUGAGUUCAACUCAUCAAUUAAAGGAUGCUUGACUUAGGCCUUUAAAAAA